Fragaria vesca subsp. vesca is the source of this 1593-nucleotide messenger RNA. Its product is annotated as heat shock cognate 70 kDa protein-like. Gene Ontology annotation, molecular function: misfolded protein binding; ATP-dependent protein folding chaperone; ATP hydrolysis activity. The transcript has 2 exons. Gene Ontology annotation, cellular component: cytoplasm. The record is from RefSeq and is a predicted model, not a curated record. Lineage: Eukaryota; Viridiplantae; Streptophyta; Magnoliopsida; Rosales; Rosaceae. Gene Ontology annotation, biological process: cellular response to unfolded protein; protein refolding. Bases 1 to 1593 code for a protein of 530 amino acids.
AUGGCAGGCAACGGAGAGGGUCAUGCAAUAGGGAUAGAUCUGGGGACGACCUACUCGUGCGUAGCAGUGUGGCAGCACGAUCACGUUGAGAUCAUAGUGAACGAUCAAGGCAACAGAACUACUCCAUCUUAUGUUGCCUUCACUGAUACUGAUCAAUUGGUAGGAGAUGCAGCACUUAACCAGAUCAUCAAAAACCCUACCAACACUGUCUUUGAUGCUAAGCGAUUGAUCGGUAGAAGAUUUAGUGAUGCAUGUGUUCAAAGUGAUAUGAAGCUUUGGCCAUUCAAGGUCAUCGAAGGUCCCAAUGAUAAGCCCAUUAUUGUUGUGAAAGACAAGGGCCAAGAGAAACACUUUGCUGCUGAAGAAAUAUCAUCCAUUGUACUCGCAAAGAUGCAUAAAGUCGCGGAAGCCUAUCUCGGAUCAACUGUAAAGAAUGCUGUUAUUACUGUCCCUGCUUACUUUAAUGAUGCACAACGUCAGGCAACCAAAAAUGCGGCUGAGAUGGCUGGUCUCAAUGUGAUUCGCAUUAUAAAUGAACCGACUGCUGCUGCCAUUGCUUACGGCCUCGACAAGAAAGCCGGUUCCGAUAGAAAAAGAACCGUCAUGAUAUUUGAUUUAGGUGGUGGUACAUUGGAUGUGUCACUACUGGUAAUAGGUAAUGGCGUCUUUGAUGUGAUGGCCACCGCCGGAGACACUCACCUUGGAGGUGAAGAUUUCGAUAACAAGAUGGUGAACUUUUGUGCCGAGCAAUUCAAGAGGAAGCACAAUUUGGACGUGAGUGGGAACUCGAGAGCUCUUACGAGGUUGAAAAAUGCCUGUGAGAAGGCAAAGAGGAGACUCUCAUUCGCAUCUACAGUUGACAUUGACAUUGAUUGUUUGGACCAAGGUGUAGAUUUCAGUGCAACUAUUACCCGUGCCAAAUUUGAGCAACUAAACAUGGAGUUCUUUAAAAAGUGCAUGGAGCCAGUGAAGAAGUGUUUGAGCGAUGCUCGCACGGAAGCAAGUAAAGUGGAUGAUGUUGUUCUUGCUGGUGGCUCAUCUAGAAUCCCCAUGGUGCAACAGCUGCUACAGGAGUUGUUCCAUGGCAAGGAGUUGAGCAAGGGCAUCAAUCCGGAUGAGGCGGUUGCCUAUGGCGCCGCCGCGCAAGCUGCAGUAUUAAGUGCUUCUGGUCAGAACAAUGGGAAUAGGCUUCAACUUUUCACUCUCUGUGAUGUCACCCCUCUCUCACUUGGGUUGGAGAGUACUGAACCUGAUAGUUUCAGGAAACACAUGAAUUUUUUGAUACCAAGAAAUUCUAGCAUCCCUGUGAUGAAGAAAAGCACUUUUACUACGGUGUAUGAUAACCAAGCUGCUAUAAGCUUCCCCGUCUACGAAGGUGAGAGUGCAACACCUGCUGAGAAUAACUUUUUGGGUGAAUUUUCCCUUGAUGACAUUCCUGCAGCUCCUGCGGGAGUUCCUAAUUUUGAGGUUUGCUUUGAUAUUGAUGCAAAUGGUAUCUUGAAUGUCUCUGCCGAGGACUUGGCGACUGGAAGAAAGAAGGGGAUUACAAUCAAUAUGGAAAAGAGAAGCUUGGGAACUGAGAAGAUGUUGUGA